Messenger RNA from Rhizophagus irregularis DAOM 181602=DAOM 197198, 1002 nucleotides. RefSeq lists its product as uncharacterized. Gene Ontology annotation, molecular function: protein binding. The record is from RefSeq and is a predicted model, not a curated record. NCBI's taxonomy places the organism in Eukaryota, Fungi, Glomeromycota, Glomeromycetes, Glomerales, Glomeraceae.
AAUCAUAUAUUGGCACAACAUUAUAUUGGUCAUUGUUAUUUAUAUGGAAUUGGAACUAUGAAAAAUGAUAAAUUAGCUUUUGAAUAUUAUGAAAAAGUGGCUAUUAAAAAUUUAGCAUACGGCCAAUUGAAUCUUGGUUGUUGCUAUAAAAAGGGAAUAGGUAUUAAAAAAGAUUUUAAAAAGGCUUUUUAUUUGUAUGAAAAGGCUGCAGAUAAAGGAAAUGUAAUAGCAAUAUAUAAUCUUGGUAAUUGUUAUGUAGUUGGGGCUGGUGUUAAUAAAGAUUAUAAUAAAGCUUUGGAAUUAUAUCAAAAUGCUGCAAAUUUAGGACAUAAUAAAGCGCAAUAUUGUCUUGCUUUAAUGUAUGAAAAAGGAAAUGGAAUUGCAAAAGAUAUAGAUAAAGCAAUAUAUUGGUAUGAAAAAUCUGCCAAACAAGGGAAUGACACCUCACAAUAUUUUGUUGGUCAUUGUUAUAGAUAUGGAAAUGGAAUCAUGAAAAAUGAAAAAUUAGCUUUUAAAUAUUAUGAAAAAUCAGCAAAUAAAAAUUUUUCAUCUGGACAAGUAAGUAUUGGAUAUUUUUAUGAAAAAGGAAUAGUUAGUGUUAAAAAAGAUUUUAAAAAGGCUGUUUAUUGGUAUGAAAAGGCAGCAAAUAAUGGAAACUUAAUGGCAAUAUAUAAUCUUGGUAAUUGUUAUAGAAAUGGAAUUGGUAUUGAAAAAGAUUAUAAUAAAUCAUUUGAAUUGUAUAAACAAUCAGCUGAAGGAGGAUAUUCAAGUGGAAUAAUGAUGUUAGGAUAUUGUUAUAAUAAUGGUAUUGGAACUAAAACUGAUAAGCAAAAAGCAUUUAAAUUAUAUCAAAAUGCUGCAAAUUUAGGACAUGAUAUAGCACAAAAUAAUCUUGCUUUAAUGUAUGAAACAGGAGAUGGAAUUUCAAAAGAUAUAGAUAAAGCGAUAUAUUGGUAUGAAAAAUCUGCUAAUCAAGGAAAUGGGUUAGCAAUGAAUAAUUUA